GUCCAUUCUUUAGCUAAUCUGCUUUACACUGAUCGCCUUUUUCAUUACAACAAUAUUUACCAAGAUAUCUUUGCUAAGUAAAACUAGCUAAGUAGUGGUCAUGGGCGGUUACCAAUUCACAAUUCUUCUUCCUUUCUUCAUUGUGUUCAUUGUUUUGAAUUCCAAACUUGGUAAUUCUCAGUUACCAGACCCUUCGGCAGAUGGGGUGUGCAAGGGCGUAGAUUGUGUACAAGGAAAAUGUAAGCCUUCAAAUAGAUUAUUACUACCUUUUGAUUGUGAUUGUAAUCCUGGUUGGAAGAAGCUUCAGUUUGGCGAUUUGACAUGGCCUAUAUGCAUGGUUCCUAAUUGCACAAUGAAUUUUGAUUGCGGCGGCAUACCGGUGCCCACUCCGACACUCCCUCCUCAAAAUACUACAGCCACUUGUUUAUGGUGUGGGGAUGGAACUUGUGUUAAAGAUGGAGAUGCCGAUGUUUGUCAGUGCAGUCAAGGGUCAGCUAAUCUCUUGAACAAGAAGGACUUGCCUUGCUUUAAAGAAUGUUCUUUUGGAGCAGAUUGUAUCAACCUAGGAUUUGAUUUUGGCUCACCACCAGCACCAGGGACAGAAAAUGGUACGUCACCACCUCCUCCAAGUUCCACUUCUUUUGGACUAAACAAAACUGGACAAGGAUCAGGGUCAGCUCAUGAUGCACCAAGUUCCACAGGAGCUCGUCAAACACUAACCACGCUCGUUGUGGUUGGGGCAUUUCUUUCAUGGUUCUAAAGAAUGCAUAAGAAGAGAAAGAAACAAAAGCUUAUAACAAGAGCGGAAAUUCAUUUUCAUUAGUACAAAAGAAGAGAAUUAUUGUUGUUGUUUAGUAGUAAUAUCGAUCUUUUGAAUUUGCUUUUGCAUAUAUAGAAGAAGAAAAGAACUAAAUUUUGUUUCUGCUCAAUUGAUUAAUGAGAUAUUGACA
This is a messenger RNA of Papaver somniferum (opium poppy), 950 nucleotides long. RefSeq lists its product as uncharacterized. The record is from RefSeq and is a predicted model, not a curated record. Bases 101 to 760 code for a protein of 219 amino acids. The transcript has 6 exons. Lineage: Eukaryota; Viridiplantae; Streptophyta; Magnoliopsida; Ranunculales; Papaveraceae.